CUGCGAAUGCAAAACACGCAAUAUAAUUUGCGUAAACAUAAGUAGUUAUUUCUCGAUGAUGAGGAAUUGUUGUCAAAAACGUUAAGCAACACUGGAAUAAAGAAUUGAUCCUUGCAGUACUCCUCUCGUUUGUUUAUAUCUAGAAGAAUAAAUUCCGCUUUUGUGGCAAUAAAACUCUGUGUCCCCGGAGAAUUUCUAAACACACGCUACUGUACAUCCAGGACAACCAUAGCUAGGCUUUCAAAGGAUUCUAACAAAACAGCACGUUCCACAGUACCACGUGUUUUAAGAAUAUCUAGUAUCACUAGAGCAGCAUAUAUAUGCUUAUGAAGUUCAGUUCUUACCACGUGGGGUUCUUUAACGUGCACCUAAACAGAAGUACAUGAGUGUUUUUUUUUUUUUUUUUUCGUUCUCAUUGAAUUCCGCGACCUGGUUUGGACCCGUGAGCCCGAGUUCAGCAGCGCAACGCCAUAUCCACUAUGCAGCCACUAAUUGAGCUACCACGCCGGGUUUUUUUUUUUUAUUAUUUUAUUAUUAUUAUUUUUUUUUUUUUUUUACAGUGACGCUGUUAAUUUAAAGGCUAUUUCCUAUCGUGUCCGCGUGUAGAAAAAUAUUUCCAAAAUAGUACAAUGCCGGGCCGUCCUAGUGAUGAAAAACUAUAUGCGCAAAAAUACACUCCAGAGAUACAUACUACUUGAAGUACAAGAAAAGUAUUUGUUCUCCAAAAGGAACCGUACAAUAACAUAGUAGAAUGAAAGCCGACACUGCGGCCGCAGUCACCGAGCGGCAUUAAAAAUAAACAAAAUUAAAUAAAGAAGAGAAAGAAAGGCACCUAUUCCAAAGGUAUAAAUACAUGUCAUAUCCAAUUAUAAACACCAUUUGAGCGGUCUGAUCGUAAACAGCAGCGCGCGAAGCCCCCGCCGAGCAGAAUCGCCAACAGUUCCCAACGGAGCGACCUUGAUGCGGCCCAAUUCACUUCGAUCGCAGCGCCGCCGCAGUAUUUUUCGUCGUCGCGCGCCUCACUGCAAAGCAUGCGCCGCCCCAGCCGCUCGUCCCACUCAACCAUAUUCUAGUACACUCUAGUUAAAAUCUUUCUUCUAUCCUCUGUCUUGCAGUGGAAAAAAAAAGUUACGUGGCGUUUGCUUAGCAAUGGCGAAGACUGCCGUCAGGACUCCCGAGGAAGAAGCCGCUCGACAGGAGCGCCGCCGAGAAGCUGCUCGUCAGCGGAUGCGGCGACAGAGAUCCGAUCCUGAAGCGAGAGCUAGGGAAGUUGAAGCAAGGCGUCGCAAGAGGGGAGAAGACUCUGAAACUCGCGAACGCGGCCGAUUGAAUUCUGCGAGAUACUACGCAGAACACCGUGAAGAAGUUCUGAGCGAUAGCAAACGGAAGAGGCUGGACGAUCCUGGGUUGCGUGUGCUCAGGAACUUUCGCCAGAUGCAACGACUCGGGACUGACGGUGCUGGUGGGCUAUUUAAACCAUCGCAGGCAGGUGCCUUUCGGUAUCAGAGCGCGGACGAGUCGAAGGCAAAGAAACACCAUGCUCGAGCGGUGCAGGCAAAGCCUCGUGUGAGGCCAAUAGGCUUCUUGUUUGCUGUCCGACAUCGGUACACAAACAGACCGUUCGUGGUGCAGAUACGGAAGAGUGAGGAAAUGUCACCAGGGCUAUGUGAUGGAUCCCUGCGCCUCAUGAUCCUAAAUGAUGGCUUUACAUCUCGGAGUACUGCGGACGACCUUGAACUGCCUAAUUCUUGCCAGACUGGCAGGCAGGUGAGACAGCACCGACUGAAGCAUUUCCAAAACACCUAUCACCUUAAUGCAGGGGGUUCACUAUGUCCACCAAGCCGUUCCACGCUGUGCAACAGUCACUGUGCCAAAGAAACGAAAAUGCGAAUGUCUCUGCAUCAGGUGAAAGGCAGCUUCAGAGGUGCAAGUUACUUCACGUGCUGGCCAGCUGUAGGACAGCCAGGGAUGGCCAAAAAAAGAAAACUGAGACAACCUUGUAAUAAAGCAUCUGUUCUGCAUAAAAGUUUGGAAUUAUUUUUUGUCUAUCCAAACGUGUGGAUAAUCACAAGGCUGGGCCAGAUUCAUUCAAGGAAACUCUUGUUGGCAAAAGCGACACCCCAUUUCCUGAGCCACGUAAGUCGUCACAUAGAUUUUAGUAUACUUGCCGACAACUUUCUGUGGCAACGAAGAGAGUAGCAUCUGCUGACGUUUUUCCAAGUAGUUCGGCAAAGUUUGGCAGUGCCUUUUCAGGUACAGAAUCGGCGUAGCUUGCUACUUGCGACUGUUAUGCAUUUGCGAAAGUACGGAAGAGCAGAGCGGGAAGACAGAAUUCAGAUUUAACGCAGAGCGGUGCAUUUUGUAACUUUAAUAUUAAAGUAUACCAAGUGUUGUAGACAUUAAGCUGUUGGAUUUCUGUUCCACAGCUUAAACAGAUGUGAAUGAGACUGCGGGACUAUUUUCAGGAGCACUGUCGCACAGCGUUGGGCUCCGGCAGCAACUAAAGUCCCUUUAUGAGCUUUAAAAGCUAAGUACCGAAAACUUUUGCAGCGUCACCAAGGCAAUUUAUUGGACAGAGCCCACUUCCGGCUGGGAGCUGCUUCCGUCUGCCAUGUUCUUCCUGUGCCAGUCCAGCACACUUGUUUUCUUGCUUGUGCAGUUGUGUUGGCAACAGAUUUUCAGCAAAGGUGACUUCUGUAUAUCUGUCGCUGUUUGCUGGAUGUCAGCAUACCUUUCCGAACGAUUGUUGCUGCCUGCUGCUGCAAUGUUUCAUUGUUCACCUCAAGACAAUGGUUUACGCAUAUUAAAGGCACAGAUAGCACAACUGCAGGUGCAAUGCACAUUUCGAAAAGCCCAUCAUCAGUCUGAAUAGCGCUAACCAGAUUCGGCUAUGAAUGGCAAAUUUGGCUUUGUGAUUGUGGGUUCGUUCCUGAGCCCGAAUCAUGCGUAACCGUGCAAUGCGACAUCCUACUUAAAAUUGCUUAGUUGAGCAAUUGUUGAAUAUUUAAACAGCAAGAUACAGGAGAUUCGGUAGUGGUUUUAUUACAGUACAAAACAAAAGGAAAAGACGCUGCCGGCCGCGGCAGUUGCUAUCUGAGGUUUUGCGCACACAGCCCUAGAAAAAUAGCUGAUUGAAAUUUCUACAAGUCUGUUAGGAAUAUGUAUAGGUUAUAUGGGUCGUUCUAUGGGUCUGAUAUAUAUUCCUACCUGACCCAUGGAACUCUUUACCAGACUGGUACACAGCAGAUAGAUCUCGCUGUGCUGCCUACAAGACCAAAUAGGAUGAUGUAUCAGUCUUUUAAACCCAGAUAGAGAUCAUCACAUAACAUACAGAAAUAUAAUAGAGACACUGAUAAAGCAUGUUAGAAAUAGCACAAACACCGGUGCCGACAUGCUUGAAGAGCUAUUUUUAAAAUGAACUCAAUAUACAACCUCGAACACAUUGCCUGCCGCGUGAACAGAUUAACAAACACAGUUGGGUUAUUAGAGUAUCAAAUGAAAAUGAGCUGUAUAAACUGUGCAAUUAUCAAAACAUUUUACAGCUCGUAUGCAGAUAUAUUAUCCUAAACUUGUUUCAACGUAAAUUAAAGCACACGUUCUCAAAGCACAGCAGCCUUACUUAGUCUGUGAAACUACAUUGAGGAAGUUGCAUGAGAAAAGUAUCAAUCCAUUUUAGUAGCAGGUGUGCUCCAGUUGUUUAAUAAAAAUUUCAUUUACAAAUUUUGCGAGACAGAUGUGCAACAUUUAAUGCAUUUUCAAAACAGGAUUACUGUUGCAAUAAAGUUUAUUUACAAAGGCAAAACAAAGCACUUUCAAGACUGUGGAUACUAACUGCAGCUGUAACAUGUCAGGCUGAGUUUGUGAAUGCCAUAAAUUAGACACUACCGACGUGAUUUCAUUAAAACAUCUUUCUGGGCUUGGAAAAUUAUAACAGCGCUAACACAUGCAUCCACAAAGGAACAAGGACGAGACACAAGCGACAUGACUACCUACAUGACUAGGGUUUAUUUUACACUCCAUUAUCUAAACAAUAAGCAAGCAACUUUAGCCACAUUUAAGGAAACACAUAAGAGGAAAAACGCAGACUGAAGUACCAGCAUCACCAUGCCCAUUUGUGCUCACAGAUGCUACAUAGAACGCCAUGUUUAAUUGGCACAUGUUUUUACCAUAUUCCACCUUCAUAUGAAGCUAUUUUCUCCAGACUAUGCGCUUUUGCAUUCGUCCCAAAAAUGUUGUGAUAUGUGACAGAACACAAGUGAGCUUGUGCAAAAAGAACAAACUGGCAUGGCACACUGACAGGAAGCAAGGAAACAGGACGAGCAUUGCUAUUGGUACAAGAUCUACAGCAACACAUCAGAACAUGACAAUAGAGCAAUAUUAUUUAAGCAAAAGUGAGUACAGAUCUGAUAACUUAUUGAAGUAGAAACAUGGAUUUACCAUUUUUAAAACCGCAUAUUCAUGAACAAAAACAGCCAAACAUCAGGCACACAUACUGCAAUAUUGGAAGACACAAUUCUUCACUGGGUGCUAGUUCAACCACCGCACGUUGAAAUGUGUAAGAGCAGUUUAACCUGUGUAGCCUUCAGCAAGUGACAGCAAAGAAGACUAUCAGCAACAGGCUUCAUAUAUAGUGCUUGGAGUCUUUGACUCAAACCGUAAUACACUGUUAAAAUAAAGUUUUAGAGUUUGCUUGUUUCAUUCAGAAAAAAUGCAGUGUCUUGGUCAAGCCGCCACAGUUAACAGAUAAACUUGCACCAGCUACAUUGAGUCAAAGGAGAAAAUAACAAAGUAAGAAAGACAGAUGCACGGUGUGAAAGUGAUGCUGUUGUAUCAAGUAGCACAACUGCCCACUUAAGGCAUCAUUCAGCUGCUUUACAUGCCUCUGCAUACAGACUGAGAAGCUUUACCUCUUCACCAUCUGCUAGUGAAGCACUGUUUGUUCACUGUGCUCACCAGCUCAAGGCAGUCAUAUAGUUCAGUAGGGUCCUUCGCUACAUGUAGGGACACUGACCUGAAACCAUGCACAAGUCUUGUAAAAUAUUGUCAUGUUUUGCCUACCACGACUGUUCAUCAGCAGCUGCAUCACUACUGCCAACAUGCAGACCAUGCAAUUCCCCAAGCACUUGCU
This is a messenger RNA of Dermacentor andersoni, 5128 nucleotides long. RefSeq lists its product as uncharacterized. Lineage: Eukaryota; Metazoa; Arthropoda; Arachnida; Ixodida; Ixodidae. The record is from RefSeq and is a predicted model, not a curated record.